GCAGGUUAAAUCAGGUCUUGAAGUCCGAGAAACGUCAUUGCGCCUAGCCGAUUCAUCACAGUGACAAACAUACCUGCACUUGCGCAGACAUUGUGUAAUCGGGGGGACUGCACAUAAGAAGCUUUUCGUACAACUCCAUUCGACCAGCCAUCUGCCACUACCAACAAUCGACUUCAACCAUAACGCCAAGAUGUGGUAUGCGAUAGCUCAACCCAGCCAAUAUCUCGUGCUCACCGGAGCCGGGAUAGGGGACAUCCAAAUCCGUAAAAAGGCACUGUGCACAAGAAUAUCGGUCUCGCCGUAUGAUUAUUCUCUGAGCCUUCAGGCCAUGACGAUUGAAAAGCUGCAGUUUUGUCUGCCGGCAGUUUUCACGAUUGGUCCUGACAACAACAAAAAAGCUCUUAGGAGAUAUGCGUUGAUUCUGUCUGGCUGCUCACAAGGGGUUGCCUCGGCGUCGGCGUCGGACGGCACAAGUCCAGGGCAGAACCAUGUUCACGACAUCGUUCGAGGGAUCAUCGAGGGCGAAACACAUGUGAUCGUUUCUAGUAUGUCCAUGGAGGAAAUCUUCAAGGAGAGGCAAGUAUUCAAAUCAAAAGGUUACUAUAAUGCCAACGUCAAGGAGCUCCAGGAUGCUCCGGGAAGCGAGUACUUUGCCUCUCUGAGCCGGAAAGUCCAUGAAGGGGCUCAUAACCAGGCCAAGAUUGAUGUUGCGGAGGCACGCAUGAAGGGUGAAAUUGGAGAGGCUGAAAAGCAGGGCAGAACAAAGCAGGAGCUCUCCAAAAUCGACGCGGACGCUGCUGUUCUGGAAACCAAACGCAAAGCCGAAAAGGUAAAGGCAGACUCGGAGCUUACCAACCGCAAAACGGAACUGGAUUGCACCAUUCAACUCAACAAGAUUUCAGCUCAGCGCCAGACGGAAAUGAGAGAUGCUGAGUUACAGAAACAGGUUGAGACCAAGCGCGCAGAGACCGAGCUAGAACGUCUCCGAGCCGAGCAGGUCACUAGAAGCCAGGUUGACCGUGAAACAGCCCAGGAAACGGCCGAUGCUGCCUACUACACGGAGCAGAAGGCGGCCGAGGCACGGUUGUAUAGGCAGAAAAUGGAGGCAGAUGCAGCCUUUUACCGCAAUAGCAAAGAAGCCGAGGCAGUCUUUACUACCAAGAAGCGGGAAGCCGAGGGAGUACUCGAGACGGCCAAGGCAUACGGCUCCCUUAAGUUGGCCGAUGCGAAUGGCCGUGCCAUCAAUGGACUUCAGCCUAAGAUCACCACAUGGAAUACUGGCAAUAGCGGACAUAUUUCCGGGGAUUCAAUGGGCUCAAUUCGAAGCCUCAUACAGGGCCUACCCCCUCUUCUGAGCACGAUCCACGAACAAACAGGAAUAUCUCCCCCAUCCUGGUUCGCAGAAAUGCCCAAACCUGAGACUGACGACAGUAACCUCAUCAGUAACUAGGCGAGGGUUGCCCAGAGUAUUGGACACGGGGUGGUUGUGUCUCUAAUAAAGGGACCGCAGUUGUCUUAUCGUUGAAUUGCACCUUAUUAUACGGCGGUUGCUAGAUUCCCAGAUUGCCCAUCGUCAACAUGUACUGCUGCUGAUAUUCUAUCCAUGCGUAUCAAUUAGCUAGACAGGACUCCGAACGGAGUCCAAUUUGAUAAUUCGGUUGUAAGAGGUUUUCUGAAGUAGAUUAAUAGUGUUCCGCUGCUAACAUCCAACGUUGUUCUGGCUCCGCAAAGCGAUGCCGGG
Molecule: messenger RNA, 1741 nt
Organism: Aspergillus heteromorphus CBS 117.55
Lineage: Eukaryota; Fungi; Ascomycota; Eurotiomycetes; Eurotiales; Aspergillaceae
Product: flotillin domain protein
Exons: 7
Coding region: 191-1450 (419 amino acids)
Biological process (GO): protein localization to plasma membrane
Cellular component (GO): plasma membrane
Source: RefSeq, a predicted model, not a curated record